AUGGCACUGGUAAUUGCAUCGUCCAUUCCAGUGGGCCUUUCUUCAGGAGCCCUUUUUGUCUACUCAGUUUAUGGCCCUCAGCUUGCUAACCAAUGUGGUCUUGAUUCGUCUCUGGCUGCUAACUUGAACAUCGCUGCUACGGUCGGUUCGGCAUUGGGCGGUUUGGUAGGAGGCUACAUCACCGAUACGUAUGGUUCAAGGAUCCCUGUCGCCAGUGGCUGGUUGCUAGUAUCUUCUGGGUACUUCUGGCUUCACAGGCUCUUUCUUCAAGGUGAAUCAGCACACAACUGGAUGCUUAUUUUCCUGAUGUUCCUCGUGGGCGCAGGCUCCACGGCAAGCUACUUUGCUUCUAUUAAAGCAGUCACUGUCAACUCUCCAAAGUAUAAGGGUCUGGCUCAGAGCGUGCCCAUUGCGCUGUUUGCCAUUGCAAGUUUGCUCUACUCAUUCAUCUGCUCGCAUAUAUUGAAAGGAGACAUCGCCGCCUUCUUGCUUGUAUUGGCCUUGUCUUCGUUUGUGAUGCAGUUUGUGGGUGUUAUCUUCAUUCUGAUCCCAGGUCACGAAGAAAACAAGAUCGGUGCAGAGUUCUCCCAGCUUUUGGAUGAAGCAGAAGGACCAGUGGGUGAACCUUCAAGAAUGGCUCCUGAGGCUGGCCCGGUUGGCCCUUACCACCACCUUGAACUUCAGGAGAUUCUUACUCAUAGAGUUUUCUGGUCUCACUUUGUUUUGAUUGCAGUGUUCCAGGGUCUUGGUCAGAUGUACAUUUACACAGUGGGAUACAUUCUUAAAGCGGUGUACUACUACUUCACCCAUGCUCAAAUCAAAGCUAGUGAAAUAUCUGACAUUCCAUCGUUCAGCUCGCUCCAAGCGCUUCACGUCUCGCUUAUUGCCAUUGGCUCUUUUAUUGGACGUCUUUCUUCUGGACCACUCGCUGACUACUUGGUCCAUAAACAUGGAUGGAAGCGCCACUCUGUGCUUGUGCUUGCCUUGGUAUUGAUGGGUGCUGGUCACUCUUCACUUAUAUUCCCCAUCGAGCGCUACUCGCUGCUGCUUUUCCAGUUUAAUAUCCAUUUGGCACUCAUUUCCACGCUUAUCGGGUAUGCCUAUGGAUUCGGUUUCACAUCAUUACCAGCAAUCAUUGCAGACCUCUUCUCCAUGAAGAACUAUUCGUUACUUUGGGGAAUCAUGUACUCCUCCACAGUACCAGGUCUUACUCUCUUCACAAAGUUCUUUGGCUAUAACUACGACAAGCACUCUGAAGUCGAGCAUGGCUCUUUGGUAUGCACCCAGGGAUACAAGUGUUACGAUCGUACCUUUUCGGUAACCGGUCCACUCGCUUUGUUCCUAGUUGUGGCGAUUAUUGGCGUUUCGUUGUUCCACAAGAAGUGGCCCAGCAGAACCUAA
This is a messenger RNA of Candidozyma haemuli, 1401 nucleotides long. RefSeq lists its product as uncharacterized. The transcript has a single exon. Gene Ontology annotation, biological process: transmembrane transport. Gene Ontology annotation, cellular component: membrane. The record is from RefSeq and is a predicted model, not a curated record. Gene Ontology annotation, molecular function: transmembrane transporter activity. NCBI's taxonomy places the organism in Eukaryota, Fungi, Ascomycota, Pichiomycetes, Serinales, Metschnikowiaceae. Bases 1 to 1401 code for a protein of 466 amino acids.